AUGGCGCUGCCCUCGCUGGAGGACCCCUUCCUCUGGGACUUGGACAGGGUCUGCAGGGAGCUCUGCUGUGAUGGCGCCGAGUGGACUAGUGAUGUAUCGGCUUUUGAGUCACGUCUGCGCGAAAAUCUCAUGGAUGGCGAAACUCUAUUGACCUACGAACUCAUUUUCUCGAGGAAGGAGCUCACGGAAUGCCUGGGAGUUACAGCUGCCCGCCAUCGAACCAAAUUCUUCAGGAAGAUUAUGAACCUCCAAAAGCAAAGCCCGAGAUUCCGUGCAGAAAAGCGCGCGAUUGACAACGACGGUGUUCGUGAGACUUCUCCGCCUCCUCAAACAGCCACAGUUCCCAUCGCAUCACCACCACGACCCACGCCUACGAUCACUCCUCCCACUAUUGCCCAGACAAAUGCUGUUGAGACUGCCCAUUCCAAACCGUCAGACGAGCAGCCAUCAACACGCCGUCGCUUGGUUCCUACUUUUGUGACAGACAUACAACCCGGCACUGUAAUGCCACGCAUGCCAGGUUUUGAGGAGCUUGAGCCAGAGCCUAUCCAACGGCCAUAUGCCGCUAGUGCUGCUUCGUCGAUGGAGGAUCUGCCUACCGCUUAUCUGGGACAAAAGGCGGUAGCUGCAGAAAGCAUUGUUCCUCUGGAGGUGAACUACGAUUCCGACAGUGGCCCGGAUACAUUCUGUUCUGUGAAAGUGUCAUCACAGCCGCGCGGGAAGACGCGGGCAAUCUACUCCAUAGUCAAGAAGUUUCUUCUCAAAAACGACAGAAAAGUUACCAAGCUCCAGUCGGGAACCAAGACCGUUGCUUCCUCCUCCUCCGGCCGCGACGUGGUCGAUUUCGACGACUUAGCAUCGCUAGACGAGGAAACUCUUCGUGAAAUGGCGGACGAAGAAGACGAGAAUAAACAGACUAGCUCUGCUUUACUGAGCUCAGAACGAGUGGAAACGAUCAUCAAUGAGGAAAUCACAAAAUUUAAAACUAGGUGGGAAGAGAAGAAGCUCGAUAAGCUGGAGAGAAAGGCGCAUCGUCUAUGGACGCAAGCCAGCAAACACGGCCAGCUACGAAAACAGGCCUUUGAAACGUGGCGCCAGGCAGGUCAUUAUCGCAAUCGCCUGAGUGCAUUAACUCGCGAUUUAAGAGUUAUGCAGUGGAAGCUUGAGGAAGAGCUGCGUUUUUCAGUGCAGAUUGUCGAGCAAACGGUGGAAGAUAAGCUGCAUCAGGAGUGGCUCACGACCUUGUUCUCCUUGCGGAGUGCGCCACCGAAACCUUCACCUAUUUCAACGCAGCAACGAACCUCUCAACGCAAAAGGUCUUCCAUUCACAACGACGAGCUUUCCUCCAGCUCUGAAGAAGAAUCAUUAGAGGGUUUCAUUGUUGCCGACGAGCCCGAUUUCGCACCUGCGAGUUCUGCGCCAUCUCCUAGCGCUCUCUCGCCAACUCUCCCACACAGCCCUCUGUCUUCCACCUACAUGCCUACAAAUAGUCGGCAGAAUUCAGUCAUCGAUUUGACAAUGACUUCUGAUGUCGAAGUAGAAGGCGCAGAAGAGAGCAUUGUGCCUCACUCGCUGAAUCCUUUCACACAGGAGGGGCUGGCAGAAGCCGGUGGCAAAGCUCCGAAAGUCUGGGCAAAACAAAAUGAUCGCUUUCGCCUGGCAAUCUCCAUGCUGUGGAAAAUGGGCUUCGAGAGACGCGACGCCGUGUUUCAGAUUCUUGCUGGAUCAACCAUUUCUGACAUUUGGCUGGAUUUGAUCAGCCAAGCUCAUGACAGGCUUCUCGACGAUAGCCACAGACUCAUUGAUGCAGCUUCCGAUCUGAUGCGCAUCUACUGGAGCUUCGUGAGAUGCAAGUAUUUUACAGAGCAGAAGUGUUUGAAAUUGAGCCAGAAGGACCUCGACAAGUUCGAGGACUCGGAGAAAUUAUUUCCUCCAUUUUGCGGUUUUCUUGCCGAGAUUAAAGACGCGUUUCCUCAGCGCAACCAGAUCGCCCAUCUUGGCGACGACGACGACGACGACGACGAGCUCGUUGAGCUAGACGAGCUGCCAGAUGAUGCCGGCUCCCGGUCGGCUACGGCUAAGAAGAGCAAAAAGAAGGAAAUAGUCCUCGAUAAGAGCGGUGUCGAACUCCGCGAGCGUGCGGCUCGCGACAUGAAAGAACAAGAGAAGCGGCGAAAUGAGUUGAGAGCGGCCAUGCGAUACACCAACACAUACGAUAGCGCUUCCGCCCGUUCGCCACGAUUUAUAAUCAACGAAUCCAAAGCGAACGAUCAGGGGUUCAUUUAUAUCCACCCGGAGAUUUCUUCCCGCAUCAAAGAGCAUCAGAUUGAAGGUGUUCGAUUCCUUUGGAACCACAUUGUGCGCGACUCUAGUGAGCGCCAGGGCUGCUUACUAGCCCACACCAUGGGCUUAGGCAAGACAAUGCAAACCAUCACAUUUCUAGUUGCAUUGCGAGAGUCUGCACUAUCGGAUGACCUCACAGUGCGUGAUCAGAUUCCCCAAGAUUUGCGCGAUUGGAAAGUCUUGGUCCUUUGUCCCUCGGGUCUGGUCGAGAAUUGGAAAGAUGAGUUUCUUAUAUGGGCUCCUAAACAUCUAAUGGAGGCGAUAUUUACUGUUGAGGCAGUGCACUCACCUCUUCAAAGAGUCGAGAACGCCAAGGAAUGGGCCGUUCGGGGAGGCAUACUGAUCAUUGGAUACAACAUGUUCAAGUCUGAGUUUCGAAAGGGUAAUGAGAAGACGGUUACUGUUGAUCGCAUCCUCGUCGAAAAUGCAAGGGUAGUCAUCGCAGAUGAGGCUCACAGCCUCAAGAACCCGAAGACAAAAAUCACACAAGUCGCUUCAGACUUGAAGACAAGCACAAGAAUCGCCUUAACUGGCUCACCGCUGGCCAACAAUGUCGAAGAGUAUUACGCAAUGAUCAAUUGGGUUGCUCCGAAUUUCUUGGGUCCACUGCAGGAGUUUCGCGACAUGUACGCCACGCCUAUUCACCAGGGCCUGUACAAUGACUCAACUCCCUACGAAAAGAGAAAGGCCAUCAAGUUACUUCAGGUCCUCAAGACAACUGCGGCCCCAAAAGUCCACCGCGCGACCAUGAAGUCGUGUUUAAAGGACGAGCUUCCGCCAAAGGAAGAAUUUGUCAUUUCGGUCCCGCCGACUGAAAUACAGCGCAAGCUGUAUGACCUGUACAUGCAGGCUACUCAUAACAGCGGGGACAAAGUUGAACAAGCUACCUUGUUCGGCGUUUUAAACCAUUUGGCGCUAAUUUGCGCUCAUCCAGCCGUGUAUCGCAAGCAUGUCAUCGAGCUCAGAAGGAAGGGCGAAAUGGGAAAAGAUGUGGCAAGAUUCCCCAUGGAUACGAUACCUCAGAUCAUGAAUAUGACCAGCGACCCAGGUCUGGGUCGUGUCGAGCUUUCGUACAAGGUUGAGCUCCUGAAUAAAAUUCUAGACCAAUCAAGUCGGAUGGGCGAUAAGGUUUUGGUUUUCAGUCAGUCAAUUCCGACGCUCGAUUACCUGGCCAAACUGUUUGGAAGCCAGAAACGACGCUUUUGUCGCCUUGAUGGUUCAACUCAGAUAUCAAAGCGACAAGACAUGGUCAAGAGUUUCAACAAGGGCUCUGAGGAAGUCUAUCUGAUUUCCACCAAUGCGGGUGGUGUUGGUUUGAACAUCUUUGGCGCAAACAGAGUUGUCAUCUUUGACUUUAAGUAUAACCCCGUUUCUGAUCAGCAAGCCAUUGGUCGAGCCUACCGCAUUGGUCAAACAAAGCCUGUUUUCGUGUAUCGUUUCGUUGUCGCUGGUUCUUUCGAGGAUGAUUUACAGAACAAGGCAGUCUUCAAGAUGCAGUUGGCAUCCCGAGUUGUGGAUCAAAAGAAUCCCAUCAGCUGGUCAAAGCGAAUGUCGAACCUUCUGCACCUCAUUCAAGAUGUCGACGCCACAGAGUCCCGUUUUGACUUCAAGGGGAAAGAUGCCAUUCUUGACCACCUCUUAGAUCACGACGAGGGCCGGGCUAUCCUUUCGAUCAUGUCUUCUGAUGCAUUUGAAGAAGAAGACGAGACGGCAACGCUGACAGCUGAGGAGCGGCAGGAAGCAGACAGCAUGGUUGAAAGGCACAGGCUAAGGAUGACGGACCCGGACAAGUACGUGCGAAUGACGGAGGCAGAGCGGGUUGUGAGCAACCAAAGACCUACAUCGCACAUUGCAUCGAGCAAGCCGAACAAGGACUGGUUUCCGGAGCGGCCGGACCAUGCUUUCGAGGCGACUAGUCAUUACGGCUAUAUUGCUCCUCCAGCUGCGACAGUUUCAUCGGGACCCAUGCCUAUCCUGGGAGCUAAUACUUACUACGGCAACAGCGGCAGUUCCCAGGUCAUGACGCCCAACUCCCCGAUGCUACAAAGUAAUACCGCACCUGUGUUUAGUGAGGUAUCGUGUAGCGAGGCGCGCGAUCAGUUUCAAGAGAAGCUGGCUUUUGCGCUUCGGGCACUCGAGUCGCACCAUAAUUUGCGGUUUGGCGCAGAUUCGAAAUCGGUGUGUAUUACCGACGAAAUUGAAGCCGAGCGACUCAGUCAGAAUAAAGGAGUGGCAGCAGAUACACUUUGGUGGAACAGUCUGACUAGAAAGCUCGGCAACAAGAAGAAUCUUCUGGCGAUAGCAUCGGGACAGGUUUCGGCAAAGUUCAUGGGUAAAAGUCCCGAGAGCGAGAUGCAGAGCCGAUUUCGAAGCCUGGAGGUUAUGUCGGACGAUUUUUUCUUAAGCAACAUUCAGAUGGGGGGCAAACCGAAAGACCCCGAGGCAAGGGAGGACGCGCGGGUGAUGCGGCGGGCAGCAGAGAUUCGAGGCGGCGUGCGAACCGACGACAGACGAGACGAAGGAGGGCCAGACCUUCCAUCGUGGGCGAGCAGAGUUUUGGGCGGUACGGGCGGCCAAGGACGACUGGCAGAGAGCUUGCUAAGCAGACGAGUGCAAGGAUGA
Messenger RNA from Beauveria bassiana ARSEF 2860, 4965 nucleotides. Its product is annotated as SNF2 family domain-containing protein. NCBI's taxonomy places the organism in Eukaryota, Fungi, Ascomycota, Sordariomycetes, Hypocreales, Cordycipitaceae. Gene Ontology annotation, cellular component: nucleus. The coding region runs from base 1 to 4965 and encodes 1654 amino acids. The transcript is spliced from 2 exons. The record is from RefSeq and is a predicted model, not a curated record. Gene Ontology annotation, molecular function: ATP binding; ATP hydrolysis activity; protein binding.